AUGGCACUGGUGCUACCCGACGACGACUACGACGGUUUUGAGGCGCUUGACGCCGCGCUGAGCUUCGUGGAUGCCUAUAUUUCGAUCCCGUCGUUCGAGCUGCCGACUCCGCUGGCGCCACUGAAGGCCAAUUUCAGAGCUCCGGACGUCGCUAACGUGAAAGAGAAUGGACGAUUUCGAGUCGCGGGUGGCUGUAGAAAAUCACAUUGUCAAGCAGCGCUCGACACAGAGAAAAAUAAGCCAAAGAAACGUAUCAAGGUGAACCCGAAUCGGGCGCGUAAUGAACGCAAGAAUGAGCUAGCCUACUUGCGCAACAAGGUCAAGCAAAUGGAGACGGAGCUGGGCGAGCACAUCCCGCUCACUGCUUCCAACAACCCUGAUAUCCCUCCUUUUUGGAAAGACAUGGCUACGCGGCAGAAGCUGCGGCGAGAGAAAGCCGAACGCGAGAAUGCACGUCUAAAGCUCGUUCUCGAGGGUCAGAUAAAAGCCCGAAGCUUGGAAGCACUUCUUCAAAAGCGGGUACGGCAGCAGGUUUCCGAGUGCGCAGGCCACCUAGGUAAGGUAGGAGACCAGGGCCGCACGUUGGAUUUUUUGGCGGACAAGAGCACCUUUGAUGCACUGCUGACUAGUGUAGACGCCGCCUUUCACGAGGUGGAUCAAGUGUUUGCUACCAAUGGGCUAAUCAGCAACGAGACAUCAAGUCAUGACGCUCGCAUGCGUGAAGGCGCCAACGGCAUGUACCUCGACAUCAGCAGCACCAAGCUGCUACCGUUUAGCCAAGAUACAGUAGGUGCGACCGUGUGGAGCCACUUUAAUAGCACAGAGAAGCACCGCGGUAACUUGUAUGAAAAGGCUGUCAAAAAGCUUGACACCAAAGACGACACGGUGAUGGAGGAUUUUAAGAUGGAGUUUUUGGGAAAAUCUACGCGAGCAGACUUCCGGGUGAAGCAGGUGCUGCGUCGUUACAACGAGGCUGAGCGCCAGGUUGUGGUGUGGGUCACGAGUGUACACUCCCUAGACGAGGGAAAGACUCGGCCAUUUGCGGGGCUCGGCUUUGCGGAGAAAGGGUACGCUGUCAUUAAGCAGCCGACAUCGCCAGCGCUGCUGAAGGCCGGGUUCACCGUUUUGCAGAUGUGCAGUCUCGUCGUUCCUCAGAAAGCCGAGAGCUGUAUCGGUGAUGCCACGUCCGUUGGUGCUUUCACUGAGUUCGUGCUGAAUGUCAUUGUCGCAAACACCACCGUCAGUCAGGAGAGGAUUGAGAAUAUGCUGCUGGACCAGGCCCUCAAGGGGGCCCCUCCGCCAUAA
This is a messenger RNA of Phytophthora infestans T30-4, 1305 nucleotides long. RefSeq names its product M96 mating-specific protein family. NCBI's taxonomy places the organism in Eukaryota, Oomycota, Peronosporomycetes, Peronosporales, Peronosporaceae. The record is from RefSeq and is a predicted model, not a curated record. The transcript has 3 exons. The coding region runs from base 1 to 1305 and encodes 434 amino acids.